Messenger RNA from Aspergillus niger, 1557 nucleotides. RefSeq lists its product as uncharacterized. Gene Ontology annotation, biological process: positive regulation of transcription by RNA polymerase II. The transcript has 4 exons. Bases 1 to 1557 code for a protein of 518 amino acids. Gene Ontology annotation, cellular component: nucleus. Gene Ontology annotation, molecular function: transcription cis-regulatory region binding; DNA-binding transcription factor activity. Lineage: Eukaryota; Fungi; Ascomycota; Eurotiomycetes; Eurotiales; Aspergillaceae. The record is from RefSeq and is a predicted model, not a curated record.
AUGGGCCGCCUGCAUGGCCACGCUGCCCAAUGUCCUCGUGCUGAUAAGGUAUCUCAGAGCGCAAGCGUCGUUGCGGAGAACUGUAUCGUGCGCGGAUUCGAGUGCCCGUACCUAUCGGAGAACUCGCAACUGAUCAACCUGCGGUUCAAGAUCUCUCUUGCGAAUGGCUACCGGCUACCUGUAAAGAAGCAGAAUCGGAGGCACUUCAUCUCCGUUUCGGCCGAGGAUGUGGCCUUAUUAUCAUCUGAGCACAACCAAGAAAUUGUACCCGCAGACAAAGAUAAUACACGCACCAAGAAAGUAAAUGGCCACGCACUUAGCCCUGUCAGACUAGAGGGAUCGGUCUUUGCAUCUCCUUUAGUCGAUUGCAGUGCCCUUGAGCAGCAGCUCUUCCAAUAUUACCUGCAGGUAAUCAGCAGAGUGAGAGUCUUUCGUGAUGAUUCGAGGAACAAGUUUCGUUCUCUGGUCGUCCCCUUUUGCUGCGGACGGAGACCGUUGCUGUACGCGGUUCUGUCCGUCAGCGCCAAUGACCGUCGCGCCGAGACAGUACCGACACACAUAAACUACGAACAGCUAGCGCUUUCGUACAAAUCCUUGGCCUUGCAGUCACUUAGAAAAGCUCUUUCGGAUGUUAGUAACGCAAGCGAGGCCCUCAUGACCUGUCUCAUUCUAUGCACACUGGAAAUUGCCUCAGGCUGCCAACCGGAUUGGGUGCGCCAUGCUAAGGGCGCCUUUGCCAUUAUAAACAGCUGCUCUAGCUUGAUUGAUCCCGAGGUUUUGUUUUUCGCUCGGAGCUACUUCCAGUCUCGUACUGUCUUCUUCCGCACUACGGGCUGCCAUGAUGAUCUGCUUGACAAGGAUGCCGAACGUCUGCUUGAGUCCCAGACUGGAAUCGACCAUGGCAUGGACUUUUUCUCGCAAUGCACAACCCUAGGAUUGAGUUACACAGACGAGCGGACGGAAAUACAGCCCCAUUUUGGUUGUUCCCUCAGCUUGCUCGACAUCAUCGCACGGGCAACCGACUUGGUCGGCCAGAAACAGAAGCUUCGUCGCAACGGCUGCAACUCCUUCUUUUCCGAAGGGGAAAUGAUGCAGCGGGCCAUGUCCCUACGAAGCGAGCUGGACCUGUUGCCUAAAGAACAUUCCCCAGAUAGCGACUAUCUAACAACUUGCGGAGAGUGUUUUCGCAUGGCUGCCGACCUAUACUUGCAGCUGGCGUGCGACAUCCCCUUAACCCAGCCCGCCCUCCAGACACUGCUAGCUAAACUCCUGGACCACAUUGGCAAAGUCAUCCGGGAGGAUCAGGAGCGGCAACUCUUCCCGAUGUGGCCACUGUUCCUGGCAGGGUGUCUGUCUACCACCGACGAGGAUCGGGUACGCGUUCUCAACUACUUCACUUACCUCGCCCACGCAUGGCCAGUCAGCAACAUCCCCAUCGUGCGCGAAGCCACGGAGACAGUUUGGAAGUUUCGAGACUUGAACCCUCAUGAGUGUGGAAGUGGGUUCGAUUGGCAAAUGAUAAUCAGCCGGAUGAACUGGAAAUUGGCAUUGUCGUAG